This is a messenger RNA of Corticium candelabrum, 586 nucleotides long. RefSeq lists its product as uncharacterized. The transcript is spliced from 2 exons. Bases 1 to 549 code for a protein of 182 amino acids. Lineage: Eukaryota; Metazoa; Porifera; Homoscleromorpha; Homosclerophorida; Plakinidae. The record is from RefSeq and is a predicted model, not a curated record.
AUGACUGACAUUGAACCUUACCGUUUUGAGCCUGAGCGUAGAGUAGUUGAUGAUUCUUCGAGUACGGAAGAUGCAGAUAGUACGGAAAAUCUAGACGGCGAUAACGGAAGAGAAUCAACUGAAGAUGGAGAGAGAGUGGGCAACACGGAGUGGUGUAGCUGUGGAACGUGUGGUAUCAUGCCUACCGGUAAAGAAUGCCUUUGUUGCCAAGAAAUAGACGAACUAGACUGGAUGUUGCAUGGUUUACGUUGCAUCACUCAGCACGAAGAUUUUGCUUCUGUGUGCCUAAAUGGAGGGGUGCUGCGCACAGCGGUGGUGGCAAUGGUUGACGUGAGACAGAAUUCUAUCACGGAGCCACUAACGUGCAGGUUGCUGAAGUUGACAUCUUACCGGCAGUUUACAUACUGGGUACACAGGAAAAUGGGCAGGGAAGUGAGAAGAGUGAUACUAUCAUGUGUUGUGACUUCUAUCAGAGGGCACUUUCCUGAAGAAACUGGGGAAUAUAUUGGAUUUCAAGAAAGUUGUGAUGGGCCACCGUGGCCAGUGUAAAGUUUCAGCUAGCUAGUAUCAGAAUCUGCUUUUGCAG